AUGGCGACACUCGGCGUUCGCCGAGUGGCUAUCAUUGGGGCAGGUCCAUGUGGACUGGCGGCUGCCAAGUACCUCAUGGCUGAGAAGUACUUUGAACAAAUUGAUGUGUUCGAGCAGAGGAACACUAUUGGUGGGAUAUGGAACUAUACCCCAUGUUUCAUUAAAGCCGAAGAGUCUUCAACUACGACAGUGCCGAACGUAGAUGCGCAGGAGCCAGCAGAAAGGCCUACAUGGACUACAUCACCCCAUGGUAAUACUGAGCCUAUAUUCGUGUCACCAAUAUAUGCUCACCUCGAAACAAACAAUCCUAAGGAGCUUUUGAGGUUUUCUGAGAAGGCCUUACCUGCAGAUGCUCAGCUUUUCCCGAAGCAUGCAGUCAUCAGGCAGUACUUGGAAUCCUACGGGGAAGAGGUGAAGGAUCUCGUUCAAUUUGAGACUCAAGUACAAAACCUCAAAGUCAAGGAUCCCCAGAAUAAUACAUGGGAACUGACAGCUACGAAUCUUCGCACUGGGGCUGUCAUCACCUCCACUUAUGAUGCUGUAGUAGCAGCAAAUGGCCAUUACGUUGUCCCUUAUAUCCCCGAUAUCCUUGGCGUCUCGGCCUGGAACAAGGCUUAUCCGAAUUCGAUAUCGCAUUCCAAGUUCUAUGACUCUCCUGAGGUCUUCCGUGGGAAGAAGGUCGUCAUCAUAGGAGGUGCUGCUUCAGGGUUGGAUAUCGGUGCCCAGAUUGGUGCUGUGACCAAGGGGAAGAUCAUUGUCUCACAGCGAUCAGAGUCCUACCUGGCGGUAUCCGCACCUUCGGAUAGAACCAUUCGCCCUCAGAUUGCUGAGUUCCUUCCGCCAGCCAGUCACGAUCGAGAAAUUCGAUUCUCAGAUGGGCAUGUUGAAGACCAAGUUGAUGCCGUCUUGUUCUGCACGGGCUACUUCUACUCGUUCCCCUUCUUGCAAACUUUGGAACCACCUGUUGUGACUGAUGGAUCCCGAACAAGGAAUGUCUACAAGCAAAUAUUCUAUAUAGAACACCCUACUCUUGCGUUCCCUGUGCUGGCGCAGAAAGUGACCCCUUUCCCUAUGGCGGAAAAUCAAGCCGCAGUUUUUGCUCGCGUAUGGUCGGGACGCCUGCCUCUUCCAUCCAAAGAAGACAUGAAAGCUUCCGAGGAUGCGGAGAUUGCACUGCGAGGAGAUGGGAAAGCUUUCCAUGUCUACGAAUACCCUGUUGAUUGUGACUAUAUGAAUGAGAUGUACAGCUGGGCGGGAAAAGCACAACCUCGGUCCGGCCUCGAUAAUGACGGCCAUGGAAAACCCAGCGCAUUCUGGGGAGAAAAAGAACGCUGGCUACGAUCAAAAUUCCCGGAUAUUAGAAGAGCCUUUGUCAAUCAAGGAGAGAAACGCAGCGAGAUCAAAAGUAUUGUUGAUCUUGGGUUCGAAUUCGGCGCAUGGAAGCGGCGGCAACAGGGUGCCCCUAAAUUAUAG
This is a messenger RNA of Penicillium chermesinum, 1473 nucleotides long. RefSeq names its product putative flavin dependent monooxygenase. The record is from RefSeq and is a predicted model, not a curated record. Gene Ontology annotation, molecular function: N,N-dimethylaniline monooxygenase activity; flavin adenine dinucleotide binding; NADP binding. The transcript has 3 exons. NCBI's taxonomy places the organism in Eukaryota, Fungi, Ascomycota, Eurotiomycetes, Eurotiales, Aspergillaceae. Bases 1 to 1473 code for a protein of 490 amino acids.